AUGGAGCUGGCCGAGGGUGGCGACCUGUUUGACAAGAUCGAGGCCGACGAGGGUGUAGGAGAGGACAUUGCUCACUUCUACUUCAAGCAGCUCGUCAAUGCCAUCGCCUGGUGUCAUGGCAAGGGCGUUUCGCAUAGAGACAUCAAGCCCGAGAACAUGCUGCUGACGGCCAAUGGCGACCUGAAGCUGGCCGACUUUGGUCUUGCCACAGCCUUCCUCAACCCCAAGACUGGAGACUCGAAAAUGUGCGGUCUGGUCUGUGGCAGUCCACCCUACAUUGCCCCCGAGAUUAUCCAGGUUGGCCACGCAAACCAAAAAGAGAAAAGCACGGCGAGGACAAGUUUGGGUACUGUCCCAACAUCUCGGACAUCUGGAGCUGCGCCAUCGUGCUGUUUGUAUUGUUGGUCGGCAACACUCCUUGGGACCAGCCCGAGCCACGGAAGAGCGAGGAGUUCUACCAUUUUUGUGAGACACAAGGUCGGCCUGAAGACGAGCUGUGGGAGAAGAUACCAUCCGAAGCAUUGA
Aureobasidium uvarum is the source of this 525-nucleotide messenger RNA. Lineage: Eukaryota; Fungi; Ascomycota; Dothideomycetes; Dothideales; Saccotheciaceae. The record is from the annotation of a GenBank genome assembly.